AUGGCGAACUUCAAGGGCCACGCUCUCCCAGGGAGUUUCUUCUUGAUAGUUGGAUUAUGGUGGUCCGUGAAGUACCCAUUGAAGUACUUUCACCAAAAGGGGAAGAAGAGCCGACUGAAUCAUCAUCACCAGCGUCUUGAGAUCAUUGAAGCUGCAAUCAGGACUUUGUUUUCAGUCACUGGGAUCCUGGCAGAGCAGUUUGUUCCAGAUGGACCCCAUCUGCACCUCUACCAUGAAAACCACUGGAUGAAGUUAAUGAAUUGGCAGCACAGCACCAUGUACCUGUUCUUCGCUGUCUCAGGAAUCGUUGAUAUGCUCACCUAUCUGGUCACCCACAUUCCUUUGGGGAUAGACAAACUGGUUAUGGCUGUGUCGAUAUUCACUGAAGGUUUUCUCUUCUACUACCACGUUCAUAACCGACCGCCACUGGACCAGCACAUCCACUCUCUCCUGCUGUUUGCUCUGUUUGGAGGGAGUGCCAGUGUCGCCCUAGAGGUGAUCUUCCGGGACAAUAUUGUGCUGGAACUUUUCCGAACCAGUCUCGCCAUUCUUCAAGGAACCUGGUUCUGGCAGAUUGGGUUUGUGCUGUUUCCACCUUUUGGAACCCCUGAAUGGGACCAGGAAGAUGAGGCAAACAUCAUGUUCGUCACCAUGUGCUUCUGCUGGCACUACUUGGUUGCCAUCUGCAUUGUGGCCACCAACUACGCUCUUGUCUACUGCCUUUUGAGUCGGUUGAAGACACAUGGAGGAGGAGAAAUCAUUGGGAUUCAGAAGCUGAAGUCGGAUGACACUUACCAGACUGCCCUCUUGAGUGGCUCAGAUGAGGAAUGA
Cynocephalus volans (Philippine flying lemur) is the source of this 831-nucleotide messenger RNA. It is a transcript of the gene TMEM45B, whose product is annotated as transmembrane protein 45B. Lineage: Eukaryota; Metazoa; Chordata; Mammalia; Dermoptera; Cynocephalidae. The transcript is spliced from 5 exons. The record is from RefSeq and is a predicted model, not a curated record. The coding region runs from base 1 to 831 and encodes 276 amino acids.